AUGCACGCGAGCAAUGGAGUCGACCGGUCGGCCGCCCACCAAGAUGACCCCAUCCCGAAUUCUAAUCACAUCCUCACGGGAAAGCAAGAGCACUACCUCAAGCGCGAGCUCAUUGCCCGCCAGGUUAAAUCCGAAAUUGCCGAAUUGAACUCCCCAACCGCCCUCCAUCGGUUCGGAGCCCCCUUCAAAUCGGAAUACGGCGAAGUUGCCCCAAUCGACUCAGAGCUUCCAAUCCUUCGGUAUAUCUUCGUGCAUCAUGUGCGCAACUUUCCUUUCCUCGACCAAGCCCGCGAAAAGGAGUUUUGGCAGGACAAGUUGCAGGUGUUCCUCGAAUCAUUUGCGAAUAAGAAUGUGUCAUCUUCCGAAGACCGCCUGGAGGAAACGAAGCGCAGGAAGUUGGCUCGGAAAUGUGAAAAGCUCAUCGAACUCAUGAUGGUCUCGGGCAUUCCCACGGCAUCCGGCUAUGAAGAGCGGAUCCAAUUUUCGGAGAUGGAGGUGGUCGACCGCGGCGCUAAUGACAAAGGACUACUUGUUAAUAUGCCCGAGGGGAAUGCAAUUCAUGGCUGGGAUGUAAACGUUGCUGCUGUGCGGGUCACAUCAGUUAAGCGCACAGUACGAUACCAUCAACAUGCAGAGUUCAUUAUUCGCGUGCGACGGGAAGGACGGGCAGACUCCUUUGUUGCUCGACGGUUCGGGGACUUUGUGAAGCUUCAGAAGAGACUGCGGACUGAACUCCCAGGCAAGACCUUACCACCUCUUCCACGGAAAAACAAGUCAUCUUCAACCUCGACAAUCUUCGGGUCCGUUGAUGAUGACGGAUCUUCGAUUUCAUCGGUGUCUACCCAAGAUGCACCUGCUGUAGAUGAGACACGCUCAUCUCGUAACCUUGCUCCGGGAAACCACACGCAAAUCCAUCGAUCUAAGUCCCGCGGUUCUAUGCGAAGAAAAUCCAAAUCUCCUAGAGUGUCCGUCGAGAAUUUGCGCGAGACAGUACUUUACCGGGAGGAGCAGCGCAUUUCACUUCGUGCAUUCCUCCGCACCCUCUUGCAACAUAAAAGGGCAGCAGAGUCAAGAGCUUUAGAGGAGUUCUUGACUGCUGAUCCUCUCCUUCCGAACGAAGAGGAAUAUUCAGAUAUGGAAAGGCGCAAAGAGGUCGAUUCUAUCAGAAUAGAAGAGCAGAAGCGCUUUUAUGAAAUUGCCAGGCAGCGUGCAGCAGAGCUGGACGUCUACAUGGAAAAGUUCCGUCGGGAUAUUGUAGAGAGCAACGGCUUGACGAAGUUAUUUGCCGAGAUCCGAGAGAAAGCUACCAUUGAGGAUUUGAGUCCACAGUAUCAGAAGUUUGCUGAGUGGCUACGUAUUGAGGUUGCGGCUACCUUAUACCAUCUCUUCUUAGCUGAAGACAAUUCGGCGGAACUUUUCGCACAGGCCAAGCGAAUUCAUUCUCUAGUGCCCUAUACCUUGUUGAAGAAUGUGAUUCGUAUCGCCAACCCCGCCGCUGUCAUGACCGGGGUCCUGGACCUCUUCCUUGCACAACCUUUUGGAUCUCGCUCCCUGCUCCAACGGAUAUUUUCCAUGACUCUGCACGAUGGUAUCAAGGGCUUCCAAAAGUCAAUCGAUGCCAUGGCUGCUAAGAUUAAUGAUACCGUUGUUUGUCAAAAGCUAAAGGCCUUUACUGAUGCAGAUGAGGCCGUCAAGAACGAGGUACGCUUAGAGGCGAGCAUGGAGGAUGUAGACAUCGUCGUCGCCAUUCUUCGCUCAGAAUAUCUGCCUUUCGAGCUGAACACAGAGCAAGUAGGCAAAGUGUUCAAUGCCUAUGUCGCCUGGAACUACGCUGUUGAGCACGUGGACGAGGAAAUGAGAGAGGGUGCGCGCUGGUUUGCCAAUGUGAAGCAACUGCUUAAAUUGUACACACGGCAAAGAGACAAGGCCAUGAUGCUCAGUAUCAUUGAAGAACCUGUCACUCUACAACUAUUCCGUGACCUGUUCACCAUCUUCUAUGAGCCUUUGGUGCGCGUCUACAAGUCGGCAAACGUCUACAACAGCAUCACCGAUUUCGCCAAGUUUGCUGAUGACGCGAUCGCCGUGAUCGAAAAAUGCCAAAGACAGGACAUCUCCGCUGAUCCAAACCAGACCGUCCAGGCGUUUAUCGAUCUCUGCGAACGCCAUCAAGGAAGCUUUUACAAGUUCAUCCACGAGGUGCAUCUUCACGACAAUGGUUUGUUUGGAUCUCUCAUGGCAUGGAUUGAAAAUAUCCUCGAGUUCCUCCGCAAGGGUCCCCGUGGAGGUAAGCUUGAUAUGAAUGCCUUGCUCCAUGGAGCCAAGGAUGUUGGCCAGAUCGACAAAGACCUAGCUCUUGAAGAGAUAAACAAGCUCAUCAAGUGGCACGAGGACCGCAAGGAGUGGCACCUCAAUAAGACCCGACAAAAGAUGGCAGCCGAGGGAACUGUCUCUUCUCCUUUUAAUGCCACAUUCAAGGGAAGUGAUUUUGGUCUGGAUGAGGCUGAUCUUGAACACCUUGCCAUUUCCGACGCGGACUCCGAUCCCUCCGAUGAUCUUGAGGCCGAGGAUGAGGCCGAGGAUCUCGAUCCGAUCGGUGCUGAAAGACGACGCCGGGUCAAGAAACAAGACCAGCUGCGGAGGACAGCUGGCGAACCUGUUAAACCCGACGUUACGGAGAUUCUUAAACUUUCCGAGUCCUUUGGUGUUUUGCUGCGCCAGAAAAUUCCGUGCUUAUACUCUAGCAGUAGUAGUAGUAACCCAUACCUAGAAGCUUCCAGGGAUGGGGUCCCCUCGCACUGCUGCACCGCUGCGUGGUCUCUUCCUCGAUGGCGUCUGGCGUUCGCUCAAGCUACAGACCAAGAACCAUGGCUCUACACCUGCCAACAGGACUAUUCGCGGCGCUGUAACUUCUUUCUCUGGGCGAGCGACGCUGAAGCCCGUGAGAAACUAACUGUUCUCGCAAACUCUCACUCAGAGUCUUCCUCUACGCCGCGAACACCCUCGAAGCGGACACUCAGGGGCUCGACGACAGGCCCAGGCGGCCUCCUAACACCUCAAACCGGCCAAAGAGAUAAAGAAGCACGCAGUAGCCACGACAGAUCUAUUAAACCCGACACCAACCCCCGCGCAACAUCACAGACAGGUCCUCUUCCCCCACCUCCAAGCGCAAAAGCACGCAUGAUGUCUGAAGAUGCAGAUGAGUUUGAAUGGGACGAUACCGUCGAAACGGAGAUGGGAAAGCUACUAGACCCCAGUCGACCGCUACGACAGCCUGACUUUGGGCGUCCGCCAAAAAACCCGGCACGGACGGAGAAUAUCCCGCCGCCGCGGAAGAGGAGGCGAGGGCUGGACGCAGAGGAGGGAGAAGGAGACGACAACGCGAGUGGGACUGCUACGCCGGGGUCAUUUGCUCCACCUCAUCCUACUGGGGGUGGGCCAUUCCUGACGCCCACGCCGGGUCGUUAUAAGAAUAUGGUGCCGCAGCAGGUUCCGGAAUCGCCGCUAGCGUCGUCAUCGGAAUUGGCGGUGCAGGUUUCGCAGAUUCUGGAGAAGCAUUCUGUGGUUGUGCCGCAGAAGGCGCAGGAUGAGCUGCGCGGUUUGUUUCAUCAGCAUGGGAUGAAGGUUCAUGGAAUUAUGCGGGGACGGGAUGUAUCGCGGGUCUCGCUAAGGAAGAGGGAUGAGCAGAUCGCGAGGUUGAAUGAAAGGAUCGCGAGUCUGGAGUCGCAGAGGGAGUUGAAUCGAAAGUUUCGCCCUCAUAUAAAAUCUCGGUUCAAAUUUUCUUCUAUAUUUAUGUCCAUGGACGCCACCGCCGACCGCGACACUAGCAGUCCGCUCAGCAGCGACCUCCCCGCCAUGUUUCGACCCCCCGUGAACCGCGCGAUGCGGGUCUUGGACCGGUCAUUCUUCAAGAAAACCAUCCCGCUCUCGGCGGCGACGGUGUUCAAGGCCUCUGAUAUCUCGAAUGUGCGGAAGGAGCUGCUAAAGAGCCGGGAUCUACUGUCGUUGCCGCGACUGAGCGCGAUUCGGGAAGUAAAGCAGGAUGAUGUAGUUAGAAAGUGCUUGCUUUUGAGGGAGGGAAUAAAGCAUGAUGAUGCUGCGACGUGGUCGCCGAAGAUCAGUGAGCUGGUGAAUACGGGUGUUGUGGGCGUUCGGCCUUAUGAUUUGACGCUGGAGUAUGAUUAUUGGAACUAUGCCGAUAUUAUUGCUGCCAUCCUACCGGAGGAUUUACUCGAUGAGAUCCCACAGGGUUUUACUCAGGUCGGCCAUAUUUCUCACUUGAACCUCCGCGACCAGUACUUACCCUAUCGAUUUCUUAUUGCGGAGAUCCUGAAAGACAAGAACCCGACAAUCCGCACGGUAAUUAGAAAGACGGAAGAUGUGGGCUCGCGCAGCGAGUUCCGUACAUUCCCUUUUGAGCUGUUAGCCGGUGAUGAUGAUAUGAAUGUGGUUCAGCACGAGCAGGAUUGCGAGUUUCACUUUGACUUCUCGCGCGUGUACUGGAACAGCCGCUUAGAGACCGAACACCGAAGACUCGUGGAUAAGUUUCGACCAGGCGAGAUGGUUUGCGAUGUCAUGGCUGGCGUAGGUCCCUUCGCCGUUCCCGCGGGGAAAAAGAGGAUUUUUGUCUGGGCCAAUGACCUCAACCCGCAUGGUUUCGAAGUAAUGCAGGAUGCUGUGCCAAGAAACAGAGUGCAGGACUUUGUUACCCCGUUUAAUCAGGACGGAAGGAAAUUCAUCCCAUGGUCUGCGAAGGCACUCCUCGAAGCUGACCCCGUAACCGUGACUAUUCAUCCCAAAGUACGACGAUCGCGCAGAACAGCAAAUGACCAGGAGCAAGCGCCACCGCCGCCUCCAGAGGUAUUCCACCGUCCGACAAUUUUCGAUCAUUAUGUGAUGAACCUGCCUGGAACUGCCGUUGAGUUUUUAGACGCCUUCUCUGGCGUUUAUGCCGGUCACGAGAACUUGUUUGCUCCGUAUACUUCCAAGGCUCUCCCUAUGGUCCACGUGUACUGCUUCUCGGGCCAUUCGGAGAACGAGCUGGAUGAUCAUAUCGAUAUCUGCAAACGCAUGUCUGAACGACUCGGCUAUACUAUUACUCCCGAGGACCGUGUGGGGGGGAGUGGAAAGACGGAGUUGGAACUCGCCAUUCACAACGUGAGACUAGUGAGUCCAAAUAAGCAGAUGUUCUGUGCCAGCUUCCGUCUGCCGAAUGAGGUGGCAUUUCGGAAGAUUGAACCCAUUGAUCAAGACCGCACCAGAAACACCCGUUUGAAAACGCUACGCGUCCAAUUACCCCCCGCCACGCACCGCCAGCGCGCCCUCCCCCAAGGCGAGCUCGAAGCCGCCUCGACUCUCAGACUUGGAGCGGACCAGAAUACCCAUACGCUCUCCCUAUCGGAAGCCCGGCUGGUCAUCAACAAGGUGCUGGAGAAUAAGCGUCGAGGGGGCAAGAAAUACGAGGAGCCAGAGAACCUCACCAAGACGCUAGAUUAUCUGGAGGUUUUUGCUCGGUUCAAGGACGAGGAGAACAUCAAGGCCGUCGAACGGCUGUUGAACUCGCAUACUGAGUUGGAGAUGUUUGAGCGGUCCCAGUUAGGGAGUCUGUGCUGCGAUAAUGCCGAGGAGGCUAAAUCGCUCAUUCCCAGUCUGCAGACCAAAAUUUCUGAUGGGGAUUUGCAGGAACUCUUGGAUGAGCUCACCAAGCUGAGGAAUUUCACCGAGUAA
This is a messenger RNA of Aspergillus ochraceoroseus IBT 24754, 5724 nucleotides long. RefSeq lists its product as uncharacterized. Gene Ontology annotation, molecular function: nucleotide binding; phosphatidylinositol binding. Gene Ontology annotation, cellular component: RNA polymerase complex. The record is from RefSeq and is a predicted model, not a curated record. Gene Ontology annotation, biological process: tRNA methylation; DNA-templated transcription initiation. NCBI's taxonomy places the organism in Eukaryota, Fungi, Ascomycota, Eurotiomycetes, Eurotiales, Aspergillaceae. The transcript is spliced from 19 exons. The coding region runs from base 1 to 5724 and encodes 1907 amino acids.